UAAAAUUUCGACAGGAUCCGGACUAAAAAAUGCCGUCACCGAGUGGAAAUAAAGAGCCCGACGACAGUCAGACAUGGGAGUUAGCGGAGAGGUGUCUGCUACCCAUAGCAUUUUCACACGCAGUUGCGGUCAUCCUGGCGACUAUACUGAAUACCUUCGGGAUCUCACAAACGUCUAGUUUCGUUCUUUUCAUACUGCUCUUGGUCAUAUCGAUAGGAUCCACAUUGUUCUAUCACAAUCUGAAGGUUACUGUAGCGGGGAAGGCAAUACUAAUCACAGGUUGCGACUCGCGAGUUGGAUACGCUCUGGCUAAACAGCUGGACGACUUGGGCUUCACCGUGUUCGCUGGAUUCUGUAAUAAAGCCGAGAAUGAGGAACUCAUGCAGAAACUGAAAGAUGACGCUUCGGGGAGAUUGCACGUGCUGCAGCUGGACGUCACGAGCGAACGUGAUAUACACUCUACCUUCCUUUACGUCAACGAGAACUUGCCCGACGGAGCUCCCGGACUAUGGGCACUGGUGCAUGCUGCUGCUUGGGUAACUCUCGGAGAAUGCGAGUGGGUUCCCCCGUCUGUUCUCAAGCGAAGCAUAGACAUCAACUUCAUCGGCCUGGCGCGUUUAACUCAGGUGUUUCUACCCUUGGUGAGGAGAUCAAAAGGUCGAAUUGUUCUAGUCAGCAGCCUCUUGGCGCGGAUACCCAGUGCCGUACGAGGCAUUUACUGUGCACUCAAGGCUGCUGUGGAGGCCUGGGGAUCGUGCUUAAGACUGGAAAUGAGAAGAUGGGGCGUGGACGUAGUGAUCGUGGAAACUGGAGAAUACAUAUCUGGCAACGCAUGGCUGAAAGACAACACGGCAUUGCUGGAGCAAGCCAGAGACAUGUGGACGCAAUUAGAUCCUCAGACUCGCAAGGAAUAUGGCCAAGAACUGUUUCAAGCAGAAAUGUUAGCCCUGGAGAAAUACACCCAAGGACCUGAGGCAGAUUUGACCGCUGUUACGAGAACUCUCACAGAUGCAGUGGUGAAGACUUUCCCAAUGCGACGAUACACACCCGUGUCGCGCAGUGAAAGAAUGCAAGCAAUGUGCAAUCAUUACUUGCCCAGACCGAUUUACGACAUAUUAUACACGAAUUAAAUGUACAUCUUAUACCACACGCUGAUGUGUCGUCAAUGCUCAGAACACAAUUAGAAAUAAUUAUAUAAAGAUACGACCUUUUUUGAACAGAUAAUAGAUUAUAUAUAUAUAUAUAUAUAUAUAUAUAUAUAUAUAUAUAUAUAUAUAUAUAUAUGUAUAAGAGAAAGGUUUGUGUGAAACAAGGAAGUAACAGAAGAGCUUUCUUUUCUAGCAGGUCGUGCAACGACUUGAAACACUGCCUAUGUAAAACAACUGCGAACAGACACUGUGUCAAUAUGAAUAAAGUUACUCUACCAAA
Messenger RNA from Odontomachus brunneus, 1428 nucleotides. Its product is annotated as D-beta-hydroxybutyrate dehydrogenase, mitochondrial. Bases 30 to 1130 code for a protein of 366 amino acids. The record is from RefSeq and is a predicted model, not a curated record. Lineage: Eukaryota; Metazoa; Arthropoda; Insecta; Hymenoptera; Formicidae. The transcript is spliced from 6 exons.